Jaminaea rosea is the source of this 4321-nucleotide messenger RNA. Its product is annotated as WD40 repeat-like protein. Gene Ontology annotation, molecular function: protein binding. The record is from RefSeq and is a predicted model, not a curated record. The coding region runs from base 432 to 4301 and encodes 1289 amino acids. NCBI's taxonomy places the organism in Eukaryota, Fungi, Basidiomycota, Exobasidiomycetes, Microstromatales. The transcript has 2 exons.
AGUGGACGGCGGCGGUUGGCGGGGCGCAACUCACCACGCAACGUGGCCCUCUGUUCCCGCGUUUUGAGAGCGCGAGCCAGGCAGGUGAGGUUGAGUGAGAUGGAGCCACGGGCCACCACUCCGCGCCUCUCAAGACAACCUCCGGCGGCCGCCCGUUGCCCCCUUUGCAGCGGCCAGACCAACACCUGCUGACGUCCAUCUCUGACACAACUCAACCAAGCAACAUCAACUCGCAUCUGACGCCCAGAUUACCAUCCGCAGCAGCUCGAUGGCGAUUGCUUUCGCUCUUUGUCAUCGACGCUUUACGCAACGACCAUCAUACGUUCCUGAUACCACAAAGGCCUCAGUCCCGCUCGUCCCGCCCGCCCGCCGGCCCGUACGUGCGCCCUGACCCGAGCCCACACUUCACUUUGCUGCGAGACUUCGACAACAUGGACCGCCAGUCAGCGGCAACGCCGCCGCCGCCGUCACAGGCUCCUCAGUCGCCUCCAUCAUCGUAUCACCGCGAUCGCGCAUUGAGGGCGACAAGCAGCAGCGGCAGCAGCAGCAACGGUAGCAGACCAGGCUCGCCCCCGAUUUCAGGCUCCCAGACAUCAUCGUUAGGCGCGGGAGGCAGCAGCCUCUUUGGCUGGGUGAAAUCGGCAUUCUCUGCCCCCAAUCGCGCUGGCUCUUCUUCGCCGAGAUCAGCAACUCCUAAGCAGCUCGAUACGGCGCCGACGACGUCAGCAACUCCCGCUGCGUCAGGCAGGACGAUGUCAGGUCUGUCAGGCAAAUCGUCGCUGCCAUCACGACACCUCGAGGCUGAGUUUCAGCGACGGGGAUCAAAUGUCUCUGGGUCGUCGAUUGGAGACGGCUCGUCGCUUGGACAUGGCUCCAUCGAUGAAGAUGAAACUGCAGUCACAGACUCGGACGAGGACGAGGAGCUCUACAUUCCCUUUUCUUCGUCAGACCCAGUCGACAUAGCGGCAAACGCGGCGGCGAAACCAGCUGGGAACGACGAUGCGGGCGCAUCUGCCCCUACUGGCGUCGUCCGUCCGACUGCAAGGCGGACAGUGAGCUUGGAUCAUGGAGACAAGGAGGAGCUCGACGCAGAAGUCGCUCGAUUGAGCCUGGCAGCAAGAGACAAAUCGCGUCGACGCCCACAGGACGGAGUACGCCCGACCACAAGCCGCGCAUUGACAGUCGAUGAAGCGCAAACGGGUGCCGUCGUCUCGGACGCUCGCGCCGCAAUGGAGCCUCCGAGCCUUGUGCUUACUCCACCAGAUAGCAGAAGCUCUGAAGAGAUCACUUCGCCCCUCGUUGCCGGCUGGUCAAGCUCGGACUCGUCCUCUGAUGCGCAAACAUAUGAAAGAAGUGCUGCCGCAGGUGACGGCGAGAGCAUAGAGGCAGCCACAGGAGAAGUCCCGCGCCCAACGAAGGAGAUGGUCGUUUUGGGCAGCAGAGCAGCUGCGAUGCGGUCGAUGAAGGAAGAGGACGAGGACGAGGACGACGCCGAGACAAGUCCCAUCGCUGCGGCCUCGGCGGAAGAGUGGGACGAAUCGAGAAGCAAAACGCCGAGAGUACUCGCAGACAUUCUGGGCCAGCCACCUGCCGCGCCACGCCUACCCUCAAACAUGCCUGCAUACAAGGGUGGAGAUGACCUUGAAGACGUAACAACGCCGACGGACGAGUUCCCCCAGCAACAACGCGAUCUCAGCGCUGUUGCUCAGGAGAUCAGUGACUCGGCAGCGCCGACGCCAAAGCCAGAUCAAGGAGGAAGAAACUUCUCGACCGGACAGGAGAGUGGCCAUCAGCGCUGGUCGGCAAGCGAGCCAGGCUACGACGCUUCGAUCCUCAAGGCACCCAAGGCAGUUGCUCCGGCUCGUCGACGAUUCUUUGGCGGCGGGCGACGACGUGCCGACAGCGCCGAGAAAUCCUUCGAGUCUGUCACUGCUGGAGACGAUGCUGCGCAGGCAGAUGACAGCGGCAGUGGAGCUGAUGCUGUGCCGCGGAGAAACAGAGUUCUCUCAGGCUCAUCCUCAGCUGCGUCCUUCUGGCGUAGGGCAAGGAAGCCUUCCGAAACCAGCCCACGUCCAAGCACGAGCUACCACUCCAUGUCGGCGUCCUCAAGCGCUGCGUCCGGUAUGAGCAUCGAGAUCCCAGACUCAGAGACGGCCAACUCGUCAGUCUCUGGCAGUCGUGCGCCCUCUAUCGCUGCAAGCAGCACGAGCGCAUCUUGGGCGCCAGCUCCGACGAAAAAGGUCAAAAUCAAAGCCUCAGGCGGCGGCCUAUGCGGUGGUCUCAACCCGCGCAAAAUCAAAAGCAGAGCAAAGGGCAAGUCGAGCGUCGAUCGCCAAUUCAGCCGUCUCUAUCUCGCGCAAGAGCUCGAUCUCGGCUUGCUUUCACCAGAAGAGAGCAGUGUAGCGCCCAGCGCUUCUUCCUCGAGCACACGCGUCGACGAGCCGCUCAAUGCCUCUGUCAGCGGCGAAUUUGGCCAGCUCAAACGCGAUGCCGCUGCCCCGCCAAACGAGCGUCCGCGUCUAGGCUCAGCGAACAGCCAAUCAAGCAUGCAAUCCUCCCUCUCCACGUCUAGCACGACAGCGGCCUUCUCCACUACGUCGCAUAGCACCACGGGAUCAUACGGCGCGCAUGGCAAGAAAAAGGCGACUUGGGCGCUCAAAUUCAGCUUGGACGGCAAGUAUCUCGCUGUAGCAGGGCAGGACGCUGUUGUGCGGGUAUUCCAGGUACUGGACAAUGUGGAGAAGAGAGAUGCGGAGCUGAGGGAGAGCAGGGCGAGGGCGGAAGCAUUGAUCUACGCUGAGGGCAGCUUCUCGGCCAGCCACGACUCCUUCGGGUCGCUUCGCAGCAAGAACUCUGCAGGCGCACCCUCCUCAUCCGCCUCAGGUCCCGCCGGAAGCUUCGGCCGCAGUAAAAGGGGCAGCACCAAGGAAGACCCCUCCCUCCUGCCCCUACGGCACAUCCCCGUCUUCGCGUCCAAGCCCGUCCGCGAGUUUCGCGGCCACACAUCCGACGUGCUUAGCUUGGACUGGAGCAAGAACAACUUCCUUCUCUCCAGCUCAAUGGACAAGACAGUCAAAGUGUGGCAUCUCAGCAAGCCAGACUGCCUGAUCACGUUCGGGCAUGGCGACUUUGUGACCUCGGCGGUAUUCCAUCCCAAAGAUGACAGAUUCUUCCUCAGCGGGUCGCUGGACGGGAAGCUGCGACUGUGGAACAUUGCGGCGAAGCGUGUUCAAGCAUCAGCGGACGUGCCUGGGCUCAUCACCGCGACAAGCUUUUCUGCUUCAGGCAGUACGGCAAUAGCGGGCACCUUCUCAGGCGCUUUGCUCUUCUACGGCACGGAGGACCUUACUUACCAGUCAUCGAUUGCCGUCCGCAGUUCAUCUGGCAAGAAUGCUCGAGGUCGCAAGAUUACCGGAAUUGAAGCAGUCGGCGCUCCUCAGCACCCGACCACCUCUGGCUCAUCGUCCUCAUCGUCGCGCGUAGAAGAGAAGAUCCUGAUCAGCAGCAAUGACUCUCGCAUUCGGGUCUAUUCCCUCACGGACAAGAGACUCACGGCGAAAUAUCGUGGCUCUACGUACCUGAACCGCACGAGCCAGAUCAGGGCAAGCACGGCGGAUGAUGCGUAUGUGGUUGCCGGCUCAGAGUCUGGGGAAGUGUACAUCUGGGAUGUCACGAGGGAUGAUGUUGGCGGCGGUGGAGCGCGAGAGAGUAGUCGCAACGAUGGAAGCUCCAGCGGCGGCGGUGGAGGGCUGUCGAGUCUUCUCGCCCGCCGUUCCAACAAGGGAGCAAGCAGUAGCGGGGCAAGCGUAAAGUCGUCUUCCAGCAGCGCUAACGUCGCUUCUGCCUCCUUGCGCAGCUCGGAGGUGUGCGAGUACUGGACGGCCGCGGAAGGCGCGAGGCCGGUCACCGUAGCACUGCUGGCGCCUUUGAAAACACAUGCGUACUUGUGCGAAUGCGAGGACCCCGUGGAGCUGCACAGGGCGACUGUCGAUGCUGCGGGAGGGAGAGAAACGGGCGCCACGACGGCCCUCUCUGCGCUAGGUCUCGCAAGCGCCUUGGGAGCUGCGAUGCCUACUCCACUCCGCUCUCAAUCACCAACAAGCAGCAGUGACGGCGGGCAUCCCCGCGGCGGCGGCCAGAAUGGCAGCACCACCAGCCUUGGCAGUACCAAAGGGGGCUCCUCCUCACCUCAGCCUCCAGGCUGGAAUCCCAGGGAGAAUCGUAUCGUGGUCAGCGUGGAUGAGAGUCAGGUGCUCAGGGUAUGGAGGGCACUGAGGGAUGAGAAGGCUGUUGUUGAGUGAUGCGAUGGAGGACAAGGGAG